Molecule: messenger RNA, 3280 nt
Organism: Tigriopus californicus
Lineage: Eukaryota; Metazoa; Arthropoda; Copepoda; Harpacticoida; Harpacticidae
Exons: 2
Coding region: 782-2722 (646 amino acids)
Biological process (GO): proteasome-mediated ubiquitin-dependent protein catabolic process
Molecular function (GO): ubiquitin binding
Source: RefSeq, a predicted model, not a curated record
UAUUGUUGUGGAAUUGUUUAGGACCCCCAAAUCGGUCGAUGUCUCCUUCAGCAUAGUUCUACCUUCCGGACGUUGUCCUCCGAGAAAGCUGUGCUACCUUUUUUCCAUUGUCAAGCAUGCGCGUCGUCCAUCCAGCUCGUUAUAUUGAACAAACUUCUGGUGACUGUGUGAGUUUUGAGGUCCUCCCGCUAUUGGAACUUGGUUUCUUUUUGUCGAUACGUUAAUGACCCUCAAUGUGAACAAAGGUCUCUACUUAUGUGAAAGUCUUUGGAGAUGGCCUCGAACAAAGGUUGUCUGGGCUUCUAUUGGCAGACGGCAAACUUUGCUUCUUUUUGAAACGGCGAUACAUUGGCUUGUAUCGAAAGCGUCGCGUCGCUUGUUCCAUAUGGAGAACGAUAGCAUCAAAAACAAGCACACGAAUUGUGAUUUGAGAGACAUUGAAAAAGACCUGAAUGGACUUUUUGAUGAUACAUUUAUUCUCGAGAGAUAGUCGUGCUCAUUGUUUGGCUGCAUUUCGUCAUCAAAUUCCGAUAACCGAUGCUCAACAUUUGAAUCCCAUGAAUCCACCAACCCAAACACGACCAAAGGGUCUUCUUUUGUCUCCUCUGACAUCUCCAUCCCUGUGAUCACGUUUCUCAUCAUCAACGCCGUCAUUGCUAUUACCCACAACUCUUUUCUCUUUUCUAUCACGGAGGAAAAAGUUAAGUACAUACGUGCGAGUACGUCGUCUCUCGAUGAGAAGAAAAGAGAUCUCAUCCUGACAUCUUUUCCGAACUCGGGUAUGAGAAAAGGUACGACGACGAUGACAACAUCAUCAUCAUCUUCGUCAUCUCGCUUCCAGCCCGGAGGAGGAGCUAAAGGCCACAAUGCUUCAGAAAUGGUGCCCAGAGAUUGGGAUCUCAAUUCUACCAGAAGUGAAGAAGAAAAGACAGUUCAUUUUUUUCGAAAAUCCCUCAAGAACGAGGAAUCGACCAAAGGGGACCAAUCGGGUGGAGAUGGCCGAAGUAAUCCAAAACGAACGAAUGGAUCAUGGCAACCAGAUGCAAAUCGGAUGCGACACUCCGUGAUUGAUGAUUCAGAUGAUGUGUAUUCCUCUGGAAUUGAUUCGGACAAUAUGUUUGAACCACUGCCGUCAUCGGCCGCAACUUCGGGCUUGGGGAGUAUUUCAAGUGGAAGCUUAAACACGCUCCCAAAUGAUGUCGGCAUUCUAAUAUACGAGCAGAAGCUAAGAAAAUGCAUGGAAGAGCUGGAAUGGACGCGUGCCAGAUUGUCAGAUCGAGCGCUGGAAGUGGACAUUUUGGAGAAACAUGUGGCUAAGUACCAGAAAUGGCAACAACUUAACCCCAAGGGUACUACUACUGGUACUGAAGGGGCCCUGACAGUUCUUCCCAAUAUAUCUAGAGCGUCAUCCAGUUCCUCUUCUUGGCGGGAUUGUCCUCAAUGUCUGAAGAAGGAUGAUGUCAUCGCGGAGCUCUAUGAUCUUGUUUCAGUAAAAGGCUUCAACCCCGACAAAAAGGGUCCAAACGAUGAACUCGCUCUCCCGAGGAGCUUAAACGACAAGAAUCAGCAGAAGUCUGACAUUGAUUUUGAUCAAGUAAUCAAGAACGUGUCCGAGCUGAACCGGCUUGUUUGUGAGAACGAGAGGAGCGUGGAGUAUCACCCCGAGGCAAAUUCCGCCUCUUUUCAGCAGUAUCCUGCUUUGUCUCUGGACCUCUAUGCAAAUGGAUUCUACUUGGACGGACAAGUGCGCUUCCGCUUUCACAAUGAACCUGCAAGCAGAGCGUUUCUAAAGGAUCUGGCUGACGGAUACUUUCCGGCCGAACUUCAGGGAGAAUACCCAGAUGGAGUCACCUUGCUAUUGACAGACAAGAGGGACGAGAAUGGGCCUGGUUCCAAAAUUGGUGCCACUCGAGCCUUUGGAGGUCUCGGUCGAAGCCUGGAGGGUACUGAAACCUCUUCCGGCGUACGGAAAAGCAAGGGAUUUGCUUCAAAUUCCGUUCAGCCUCGAUGUUCCAUGAGAGAAGUGGAAAUGAAGGCUAUCAAGUCCGAAAACAUAUUAGCUCCUCUGAAGAAAUCGCCCUCAACUAGUUCAUUGUCUUCCUCCAAGUCGAGGAAGAGCAAUUCGAGCAACAUUUUUUUGCGUAAUAGCAGGGAAAUACCACCCAACAACAGAGGAGCCAAAAAUACCACCGCCAAUGAUAUGGAGCCCCCACCAUCCGGACCCAGAAAUCUGAAACCACUUCCGACAGGCAAGGCCACCAAGUCUGGUUCGUCGAGCUCGAGGAAAUUGACUCCACAAGUCAAUAUUUCAAACUCAUCAUCCAAGGGGAAAAAAUUGAUGUCUUCGUUGCCUUCGGCGUCGACGUUGCCGCUUUCAUCCGCUUCUACAUUUCGACCCAAGGUGGCGGCUCCGUUUCAAGAUAAACGGAAGCCUCGUCGAAACUCAUGUCACCUCAAGGUGAUGGGUUUAGCGGGAUUUCCCUUGAUUCUCGAACUUGUUGCUUAUGAUACGGUGAGAACCUUGAUUGGGCUCCUCCGUAAUCAGUUGCAAUUACAUCGCCAGGAAGGAGAAGAUGUUGAUAAACACGCGGAGUUGCAAAUGUUCUCUUCCUUUCCCAGACAUCGAUUGGACUUGGAUGUCAGCAUGACUCUGGGUGAUUUAGGAUUACUUCCCAGGGCUGUUUUGCAUGUUGUUUUGAAGCCUUCCACUGCCAUGAGAUGAUCCGACUGAAAACUUGAUAUUUCCUCUACCUUGAGGAAAUAUGUCUGAGCUACCGACAGUUCCUAGACAUUUUGAAGCGAAGUGAAACGUUACCUUCAUCCCUAUUCGUGGUGCGGUUUUUACUUCUCUUGUUCGUUUCAAUCACCAUGUAAACAUCGAGCGAGGUCACUUUUAAGUAUCGUAGUAAGAAGCGGAGAAUGAAGACGAAAAGGAGCUCAGAAAAAGGAUGAGGUGUCAGUGUCAAGAGGAAGACAAGGCUGAAGUGGGAAGUACAACAAAGGCCAGGGUACGUGAGCAGAAAAUUGAAAUCAGCCUCGGCUUUAAAGCCUGUAUCAAAUCUGUGUUCCCCCACAUACACUGCUCAAAUAAAUCCACCCUUCAUCUCCCAAUGCACGAUGUGUAAGCACGUGUCUCGAAGUCGAAUCGUUCACCGCACAGUAUGUGCAGUAUGUGAUAUGAAUUGUGCAAACUCCGUAGUUGGGGAACCUUGAGUACAUACAGUAGUUGUUGUGGUUGUAGCGGUGGUGGUAGUGGUUUGCGUCGAUGUUCGCAUAUCAG